AUGGAAGCGAGGUCUGAAACAACAAUGUAUUGUGCGUGCCUCGAUUGCGGAAAUUAUAAGAAAUACUCCGAUUUUGAAGUGGUUUAUGCGCAUUUGAUCAUUCGUGGAUUUGUACCAAAUUACACUUGUUGGAAUAAGCAUAGAGAGGAAGGGUAUAACGAAAGGGGGGAAUGGGUCGCCGAUACCCAAGAAGGGUGUAGGGAUGUUGAUCAAGAUGGGCAAGGCAACUAUGAUCAAGAAAGGUGCAGGGAUGACAUCAAUGAGGAGUGCAUUUUGGAGUUCAGUGAACACCAGUUUGAUGCCUUGGUCGACAAUGUUGAGGAGAUGAUCCAUGAUGUCAGGGGAGAACAUGAGAUGACUGAAGCUGAGCUGCGUAAAUAUAAGCAAUUUGUUGAAGAUUCCAAAAAACCUCUUUAUCCCCAUUGUGAGAAGUACUCGAGGGUAACCGGGGAUCUGAAGCUUCUGCAACUAAAGGCUGCUCAUGGUUGGAUAGACAAGAGUUUCAAAGCAUUGCUUCUUCUUCGGAAGGAUAUGCUGCCAGAGGGGAACUUGCUACCGGAUACUGUGUACAAGGCCAAGCAGAUUGUGUACAAGUGUCGAAAGGAUGGUGGUGAUGAUGGAGAGGACAGCAUGGAUGAGAGGAAGAAGGAAACUCCUAGGAAAGUUGCAUGGAAUAUCAGGUUUGCUCUGAGCACAGAUGGAAUGAAUCUAUAUGGAAACAUGAGUAUAUCACAUAGAACGUGGCCUGUUCUAUUGUCAAUCAUGAAUCUUCCCCCAUGGCUUUGCAAUAAACUCAAGUAUAUCAUGCUGUCAACAUUAGUCUCCGGACCGAAACAACCCGGUGAUAGAAUUGAUGUGUUCCUCCAGCCCCUCGUCAAAGAUCUUCAGCUCCUUUGGGAAGGUGUGGAGGUUAGGGAUGUUGUUGUCAAUAAGCACUUCACUUUGCAUGCUAUGCUGAUGACCACCAUCAGCGACAAUCCAGCUCAUCGUAAUUUGUUCAGGCAGAGCAAAAGGAAGGGUCAAGUUUGCUCCCGCUGUUUGUCAGAGACAUGUUCCUUGCGGCUGAAGAACUCGAACAAAUUUGCAUAUAUGGGCCAUAGACGAUGGCUUCCGAAGAAUCACCCGUACCGAAGCAUGGACAAACAAUUUAAUGGUACAAGGGAGACACGAAAUCCUCCACCACAUUUCUCAGGUAAGGAUGUGUACAGGCAGGUUAAGGAUGUCAGUAUCGUUCUCGGCAAACAGAAAUGUGAAGUUGAUCAAGGAGGUGAUGAUGAUUGUCAUGAUGAAGGGAUCUGA
This is a messenger RNA of Panicum virgatum (switchgrass), 1299 nucleotides long. RefSeq lists its product as uncharacterized. Bases 1 to 1299 code for a protein of 432 amino acids. The transcript has 3 exons. The record is from RefSeq and is a predicted model, not a curated record. Lineage: Eukaryota; Viridiplantae; Streptophyta; Magnoliopsida; Poales; Poaceae.